This is a messenger RNA of Abrus precatorius (Indian licorice), 2559 nucleotides long. RefSeq lists its product as uncharacterized. Lineage: Eukaryota; Viridiplantae; Streptophyta; Magnoliopsida; Fabales; Fabaceae. The coding region runs from base 445 to 2325 and encodes 626 amino acids. The transcript has 10 exons. The record is from RefSeq and is a predicted model, not a curated record.
AGCGUACUCAAAAAGCAAACCUCAAAAAACCAUUUUCCAUUCUCUCUCACCCCCAACACACAGAAAAUAAAUAUAUUACAAAAUUAAAUAAAAUUAAUUUCUCACAUUCAAAAAAAGGGAAAAUUUCACUGUGGUUCAAGUUCAGUUUUUCCUUUUACGUAGACGAGAAGUUUCUUCUUAAAAGGAGAAUACAUAACAUUUUUCAACUCGUCCGAAUCGGUCACUCUGAGUGGGGUUUUACUGCUUCAGCUACUGAGUCGAAUCGUUCUUCACUCUAUGUUUGUGUACCUGAGGUGCAUGUUGUUGAUAUUCCAUGGAAACAGUUGUUGGUAUUGAGGAUAAUGAUGAUGGGAAGCUUGAAGACAGUGGAGUUGAUAGAAGCAGUUCUGCUGUGUCUUCACCGAAGCAAAUUGCCAAUCCAGUUGUAUACAAGCUUGUUCGGAAAUGGCCUGCGAUCUCAACUACGAAUUAACAAAACACCUAACGGUUGAAGGUGAUGGGAGGUUAGUGCCUGCAACAGAUGAUGAAGUAAUGGAGGUGGAGGAUUUUCUUGAGUAUGAAAACAGUGAAAUGCGUGUUGUUGCGGACACUGGGCAGAGUUUGGAAUGCAUAUCAAUUGAAAGAUCAUCUUCUGGGAAGCUUCGUUUGGAGUGCUCAGAAGGCACUGCAGAGGCAGAUUUGGGGAAACUCAAUGCAAAGUUUCAGUACAUUGAGCAGAUGUUGCAAAAGGUCAAAGAAGAAGAGAAACUUCGCUUAUCAUGUGGAUCGCCUGUUCAUUCUCAUGUAAAUAUAGACAGCCAGUGUUCAGCUGAUAAAUUUCCUAUCAUGGAUGGGAAGGCUCAAUCUGAAACUCCGUACCAAGAAAUACCUUCUAUAGCUUCAAGUUUAAAUUAUAGUCAUAGUAAUCAAUCUGGGAGUAUUGAUCAGUGUUCCAGACCUUCAGAAGGGGUAAUAGAAAGUGGAUCUUCUGCUUCUGCUGUCUAUUAUAAUUUGAAGCCUGAUUUUUCAAUGGUAGAUGGAGAAAUAUGCUUGGAUAAGCUAUCAAUCAGAGAGCUUCAUGAACUGUUUAAGGUAACUUUUGGUCGGCAAACAACUGUUAAAGACAAACAGUGGCUGAAAAGGAGGAUUGCCAUGAGUUUAACUAACUCAUGCGAUGUUUCAGCGACAACUUUCAUUGUUAAAGAUAAUAAAAUUGUUAGAAAAUGUGAAGAAGACAGUUCCAAAAAUAUGAAUGCUGCAUCUUUAAUCUCUUCAGAAAAUAUGGCUGAGGAAGAGGAUGUCAACUUUAAUGAUUCAUCUGCUGUAAAGGGUUGUGGAAUUGAGGAUAACCUAGUUGUUUCUGAAACAAGACUGAGAAAUCACAACACGGAACAUGGAUUGGGACAUGAGAAUCAUCAGAUAGAAGAAAGAGCUGCAAAAAGAAUACGGAAGCCCACUAAGAGAUAUAUUGAAGAGCUCUCUGAACAUGAAUUUAGAGAGCACAGCCCGAGGUCAUUAAUUUCUAAUAAAAAUAUGGGACUUGGACAUGUUUCUCCAACUUCAUAUGUCAGGCCUUCUAGAAAUGCUUUUUCAGAUGGCAGAACAUUUAUCACCAGGUUAGAUUCACUUGGAGGUUCUGAUGUCCUAAUUCCUUGUGCUUCUCGGGAUCAAAGAAGUCGUCCAAGGAAAAAUAUCACCUCUCUUAUGAAAUUCCAUCCAACUGGCAUGGGUGAGGCUGCAAAAUUGGGUAAUAAGUUGCUGGGAGAGCAUGGUUUUGAUGCUGGUAGUGAGAUUCAGGACAAAGUCUUGAAGUCAAGAAUGCCUGCAAAGUUUCAUCAGCCAGUAAGACCAACUUAUCCUUUGCUAAUGGUAGAAAGGUCUGCUUGUGAACCUGCAAAAGAGACAAUUGAGCUUUGGCAGGAAUUGAGGCCAGAAAAGGCUGAUCCAUCUAGCCACACUUCUGAUGACAAUAUCGUUACUGUUCCCACUGCUAAAGGUGGAAUGAGGAGGAAGCAUCAUCGUGCAUGGACUCUUGUUGAGGUAAUGAAAUUGGUUGAAGGUGUGUCUCAGUGCGGACCAGGGAGGUGGUCUGAGAUUAAACGCCUCUCCUUUUCAUCACACUCAUAUCGUACUUCCGUUGAUCUUAAGGACAAGUGGAGGAAUUUGCUCAAAGCUAGCUUUGCAGAUGACGGGAUAAAUGCGCGGAAGCAUGGUACAGUUAUGAUUCCUGAGACAAUUUUAGUACGUGUAAGAGAGCUUGCAGAAAUGAAUUCUCAGGUGCCUCCAAGCAAAUUAACAGGUGGUGCAGGGAAUGUGCAUGGUGGAGAUAGAUCGGGGUACUUGUAAAUAAUACCAAAUUACUUAUCACCCAAUGCAACAAAAAUAAAUAACUAAGUUCUGCACUUUCUUAAACCGAUCCUUUCUUUUAUGCAUAGAAGAGUAGUUGCAAAUCUUGUAGACAGUUGAGAAAUUCGUUAGAUGUUUAAUGCACUCAAAACGUUGUUUACAAUCAUGUCACUUCUUCGUGAUAGCUAUUUUUAUGUUUGUAAAUUUUGUCUUAGUAAUAUACCUUGAUGUUAG